AUGAUUGUGUUAAAUAAACUAAGUGCAUCGUAUUUUAUUUUAAUUUUCAUAUGGUUUUGUGAUAAUUUCCGUUCGUGUUUGAGCGAAAAUAUAUUUUCAACGCCAAUUGAUGCAAUCGAUUAUCAUGCUAAAAAAGGAUUUUUUGAUCAAGCAGCUGGGACUGAGCCCAAACAAUAUUACAUAAAAUCACAAGAUCAGGAUAAUGCUGAGUUCGUACAAUCAUCCGAUGGGCAUAAAAAGGAAAGUAAUUACAAACACAAGAAUAAAUAUGAUAAGUUAAAGAAGAAAUCACAUGAAAAAAAUAAAGAUACCAAACAUUAUAAUACAGAUGGUGGGAAAAAAGAAGGAGAAUUUGAUGAACUGGUACAUUACGGAAAACAUCAUAAAAAAGAGAAAGGACGUAAAAGUGCAAAGUUUGCUGAAAAAGAGGGUCAUAAAAAAGGCCAUAAAACCAAAGGAUAUCAUAAUAAAUUCUUUAAGGAUGAAUAUGGAACUAUUCAUAAGAUUUAUGCUGAUGAUCAUAGUGCUGGUGAUCAUAAUAAAGUUGAACAGUAUCAAGGUGCACAUUCAAAUCAAAAAGGUGGUUACAACGAUGGCAGGCAGCAUUCAUCAGGCUAUCAGAAUAAUGCUCAUAGCAUAAAUGGUCAACGAUUAAGUAAUUUACAAAGUAAACUUCAUUCGGGAAUACGGGGUGCAAAUGGCAAUCAAAAUUAUUUUAAUCAACAACAGCGUAAUAAUUACCAGUUAAAUCCCAACGGAUAUAUUGGACGAAAACCAGAGCCUAUUGCCUAUAUUGUCUUUUAAAAUAUUUAAACACAAAUUUACCAAUACUUUAAAACUAGUCAAAAAUCAUAAACACGCAAUCUUUAGUUAAGGUUUGUUGAGCAAAAUUGAUAGAAGAUUGAAGCUUUUAAUAGUGAGAAAACACAAAUUAUUUUGGC
This is a messenger RNA of Chrysoperla carnea, 941 nucleotides long. Its product is annotated as myb-like protein D. The record is from RefSeq and is a predicted model, not a curated record. NCBI's taxonomy places the organism in Eukaryota, Metazoa, Arthropoda, Insecta, Neuroptera, Chrysopidae. The transcript has 2 exons. The coding region runs from base 1 to 804 and encodes 267 amino acids.